UCCCUAGAUGAAGUAAGAGGGAGAAUCCUUGGAACCAAGCCUCUCCCUACUAUUCGAGAAGCUUUCUCAGAGGUUAGAAGAGAAGAAAGCAGGAAGAAGCUGAUGAUGGGAACAAGGCCAUUCUCCAAUGUUCAGGAAGGAUCAGCACUCAUCUCCCAAGGCUCCACAAACAUUCAAGAAGGAACUGCCCUUGUUUCCCGAGGCUAUGAUGCAAGGCAGAAGAAAGGAAGACCAUGGUGUGAUCAUUGCCGCAGACCAGGUCACACCAAAGAAACAUGUUGGAAAAUACACGGGAAGCCCACUGACUGGAAGUCAAACAAGGAGAAGGAGGCACGAGCAUUUGUGGCAGAUCCUGAAGGGAAAGAAAGAAGUACCAAUGAUUCUGCUCUCUUUAGCAAAGAACAAGUGGAUUGGCUGCAAAAGAUGUUUAGCCAAGGAUCAUCCACUAACCCCGUUAUCUCAACCGGAUCCGCUGCUCAGAGAGGAUUUGGCUUCGGGGAUGAUGAUUGGCAAUGCUAAGGAAAGCAAAGGACUCUACUGGUUUAGGGCAGCUGGAAAACAAGACUCUCAAGCACAUCAUGUAUCUUUCUCUGAUCCUAGGUUAAACCUGUCUUUAGAUUCAAAUAAAGAAAGUACCAUCAUGUUACUGCAUUAUCGCCUAGGACACCCAAAUUUUAUGUACUUAUCAAAGAUGUUUCCAGCACUAUUUAAAAACAAAAAUCCCAAACUUUUCCAAUGUGAGAUUUGCCAAUUUUCUAAGCAUUGUCGUAACUCUUAUCCAUCCCAAAAUUACAAACCAUCAAAACCUUUUUCCAUUAUUCAUAGCGACAUUUGGGGACCCUCUCGUGUUCACAAUAUCUCUGGGGCUAGAUGGUUUGUUAGCUUUGUUGAUGACCAUACUCGAGUUACGUGGGUAUUUCUCAUGAAGGAAAAAUCAGAGGUAGGUUCUAUCUUCAAAUUCUUUCAUUCCAUGAUUCAAACACAAUUUCAAGCUAAGAUCCAAGUGUUUAGAACAGACAAUGCCAGGGAGUACUUCAAUGUUAUACUCGGAAAUUAUCUUCUAGAAAAUGGGAUUAUUCACCAAAGUUCCUGCAUUGAUACCCCACAACAGAAUGGGAUAGCCGAGAGAAAAAAUCGACACCUUCUAGAGGUAGCCCGAUCUAUUAGGUUUACCACUCAUGUCCCAAAACAAUUCUGGGGAGAGGCUGUUUUAAAUGCUACAUACCUAAUAAAUAGGAUGCCUUCUAGAGUCUUGAAAUUUGAUACUCCAUGCCAAACCCUUUCCAAAAACUUUCCUCUAAAUCGGAUUAUAACUGAUAUACCUCUCAAGGUCUUUGGAUGUUCUGCAUAUGUUCAUCUCCCUCCUCAUCAACGAAGUAAACAUGAUCCCAAGUCUAUCAAGUGUAUCUUUAUCGGUUAUUCCUCUUAUCAAAAGGGGUAUAAGUGCUAUUGUCCUUCCACUCGGAAAACCUAUAACACUAUGGAUGUGACCUUUCUUGAGAAUGUACCUUUUUACACCAAAACUCAUAUUCAGGGGGAGAAUCCAGUCAAUCAGCAAGCAGAAUAUCAGUUUUGGGAUGUGCCCGUGCCUGACUUUGGGGUGCCAGAACCUAAUUUUUCCAGUGAACCAUCUAUGGCACCGGAUGGACCACCAUCAGAGUCACAUCAGAUUCAAGGAGACAAGGAGUCCAUUGGCAAAGAACUUCAAGUUUACUCAAGGCGUCAGAAGAACCCUAAACCGGUGGACCUACAUCCUGAGCUUCCUCCUGUGCCUUGUCAAACUGAUGACCCGAAAUCAAAUCCCACCGGAGUCAUUCAAGGUAAUAUUGAUUCUCCUGUUAUUACUGAUGACAUUGACUCUAUGGAUGAUCUCAAUAGGCCCGUGGCCCAUAGAAAGGGAGUAAGAUCUUGUACUCAGCAUCCCAUCUCAAAAUUUGUGUCCUAUGAGAAGCUAUCUCCUAAUCUUCGAGCUCUCAUCACAAAUCUGGAGAGUAUUGCUCUCCCAAACUGCAUACAAGAGGCCUUACAGCAUCCUGAGUGGAGAAAGGCAGUGAAUGAAGAAAUACAAGCACUGCAGAAGAAUGACACUUGGAAGAUUAUGAAAUUACCACAAGGAAAACGCCCUGUGGGUUGUAAGUGGGUCUUCAAUGUCAAAUACAAGGCAGAUGGGAGGAUAGACCGGUACAAGGCAAGGUUGGUGGCCAAAGGAUUUACACAAACCUAUGGGAUUGAUUUUCAAGAAACUUUUGCACCAGUUGCAAAGUUAAAUACAAUCCGAGUCUUGCUAUCCUUGGCAGCCAACCUUGAUUGGAAUUUGCAUCAACUAGACGUCAAAAACGCAUUUCUCAAUGGCGAUCUUGAAGAAGAAGUCUACAUGGAGAUUCCUUCAGGCCUAAAACUCUCCAGUAGCAAUGACCUAGUCUGCAAACUUCAGAAAUCACUCUAUGGGCUUAAGCAAUCCCCAAGAGCUUGGUUUGAGAGGUUUACUAAGGUGAUUAAAGGAGAGGAAUUUUCACAAGGGCAAUCUGAUCACACUCUUUUCAUUAAGAGAUCGCCUGGUGGUAAGAUUACAGUUCUUAUAGUCUAUGUUGAUGAUAUAAUUGUUACCGGGAAUGAUGAAGAGGAAAUUUCCCGACUUAAAACAGUUCUAAGUAAAGAAUUUGAGAUUAAAGAUCUAGGAACUUUGAGGUAUUUUCUUGGCAUGGAGGUAGCAAGGUCAAGCAAGGGUAUCUUUGUAUCACAACGAAAGUAUACUCUUGACUUGUUGAAGGAAACAGGAAUGCUUGGAUGCAAACCCUCUAAUACUCCUAUGGAUCCAUUCAACAAGAUAGGCUCAAAAGAAGAUAUGGUUGCUGUUGACAAGGGAAGAUAUCAAAGACUAGUUGGAAGGUUAAUCUACUUAUCACACACAAGACCUGACAUCAGCUUUGCAGUGAGUAUGGUUAGUCAAUUUAUGAACAAUCCCACCGAAGAACAUCAAGAAGCCGUAUAUAGGAUACUACGCUACUUAAAGAUGACUCCAGGUAAAGGAUUAUUCUUCAAAAGAGUGGCAAGCCGUGACGUGGAGAUCUUCUCAGAUGCAGACUGGGCUGGUUCCUUAACAGAUAGAAGGUAUACUUCAGGUUAUUGUACCUAUGUCUGGGGCAAUCUAGUUACUUGGAGGAGUAAGAAGCAAUCGGUUGUGGCACGCAGCAGUGCAGAAGCGGUAGUUCGUGCCAUGGCCCAUGGAAUUUGUGAAGGGAUAUGGUUAAAAAGGCUGCUUGAAGAACUCCAGCUCGCUCCUCACGGACCUAUGAAGUUGAUGUGUGACAAUCAAGCAGCAAUCAGCAUCGCAAAAAAUCCAGUCCAUCAUGAUCGAACCAAACAUGUUGAGAUUGAUCGUCACUUCAUCAAAGAGAAGAUAGAGCAAAAGAUCAUAGAAGUGGACUACAUCCCUACACGGCAACAGAUUGCAGAUAUAAUGACAAAGGCUGUUCCUAGAACCCAAUUUGACAUACUUCUCUCCAAGCUGGGAAUGAUUAAUAUUCAUUGCCCAGGGGGAGUGUGGAAUUCCGGAUUUAUGGAUGAUUGUAGGAUGAAAUUAGAAGAUAUUACAGGCUGUAAUUAGAGAUUUGCUAGCUGUAAAUAGUUGUAGAUUAUUUUCUAUAGAUAGGAGAUAGUUUCCUCUCUUGUGGGAUCUGACAGAGCUUUUUAAGGAAUUACCAGGCUGUUGGUAAUCUCCUAUUUCCCUAUAAAUGUAUUUUCUGCAGUGUAAAUGAUAUAGAAGAAAAUUCUCACAAUUAUCUUCAAUUAUUA
This is a messenger RNA of Vitis vinifera (wine grape), 3795 nucleotides long. Its product is annotated as retrovirus-related Pol polyprotein from transposon TNT 1-94. Gene Ontology annotation, molecular function: nucleic acid binding. The transcript has 2 exons. The record is from RefSeq and is a predicted model, not a curated record. Bases 128 to 3607 code for a protein of 1159 amino acids. Gene Ontology annotation, biological process: DNA integration. Lineage: Eukaryota; Viridiplantae; Streptophyta; Magnoliopsida; Vitales; Vitaceae.